Messenger RNA from Sodiomyces alkalinus F11, 1575 nucleotides. RefSeq names its product ribosome biogenesis protein Sqt1. Gene Ontology annotation, molecular function: protein binding. Lineage: Eukaryota; Fungi; Ascomycota; Sordariomycetes; Glomerellales; Plectosphaerellaceae. Bases 1 to 1575 code for a protein of 524 amino acids. The record is from RefSeq and is a predicted model, not a curated record. The transcript has 2 exons.
AUGUCUGCACGCCGCGAUGAACAUGAAGCCGAAGACCAGUCCGAGGUUCUCAACGCCGACGAUGUAGGCGAAGAGAUCCCCAUGAACGACGAUGAAGGCGACGUCGCCAUGGACUCCGACACAGAAGAGCUCAUCUUCCAAAACGACUCCAUCGCCUUCUUCGACGGCCACGCCGACUCCGUCUUCAGCAUCGCUCAACACCCCGUCUACCCAUCGCUCAUCGCCACGGGAGGAUCCGAAGGUGAAGCCGACGACGCACCCGGCAAGGGCUACGUCAUCGACACCAGCGCCGCCCCCGACCGACCCGUCCUCCCUUCAAGCUACAGCGGCGCCGACCCGACCAAGACCACCGAGCUCGACGCCCUCUUCACCAUAGAGGGCCACACCGACUCCAUCAACGCCCUCACCUUCACCCUUCCCCGUGGCGACUUCCUCGUCAGCGCCGGUCUCGACGGCCGUCUGCGCGCCUACACCGUCACCCUCUCCGCCGCACAGAACCCAAGCCAGGCCUCGAACCAACCCGCCGCCACCCUGUCCUUCCUGGCCGAGGCCCAGGAGGUGCCCGAGAUCAACUGGAUCGCCCCCUGCCCGUCCCCCGAAUAUCCCAACACCGUGGCCCUGGGCGCCUCCGACAACUCCGUCUGGGUCUACACCAUCGACCCGGCCGCCGACCCGCAGAACCCGCUCCAGGUCGUCAACAGCUACUGGCUCCACACCGCCCCCUGCACCGCCGGCGCCUGGACCCCGGACGGCGCCCUCCUCGCCACCGUCGCCGAGGACAGCUCCCUCUACGCCUGGGACGUGUGGGGCCUCGGCGCCGCCCGCGGCGUCGUCGAGUCCAACGGCCAGACCGUCGUCAGCCUGACGGGCGAGGACCAGCGCUUCGAGGUCGAGGGCGGGUUGUACUCUGUCGCUGUCGAGCCGAACGGGACGUACCUUGCCGUGGGUGGCGCGGAGGGCCAUAUCAGGAUCGUGUCGCUGCCGCGGCUGGGCGGUGGUGGUGGUGGUGGUGGCGGCAAAGCUUCUGCGUCAUCGUCGUCGUCGUCGUCGUCGCAACAGGUCUCUGCGGGUGGGCAGAUCCUCGCCAGCCUGAAGACCCAGUCGGAGAGCAUCGAGACCCUCUCGUUCGUCUCGCCCUCCGGUGGCUUGCCGAACCAGCAGACCACCCUCCUUGCCGCCGGCAGCGUUGAUGGUAGCAUCGCUGUCUACGACGCCACGCGCCGCUUCGCUGUGCGGCGUAACAUUGCCGGCGCCCAUGAGGACCAUAGUGUCGUCAAAGUCGAAUUCAUCCCCGGUACGUGGCUCCUCACGAGCUGUGGUAUGGAUGGCGUCGUGCGGAGGUGGGAUUUGCGUGGUGGCAGUUCGAAUGCGGCUGCCGCACGACAGAAUCCCCCCGCUGCGGCUGGUGGUGCGGCUCCCGGCCCGACCGCUUCGGAUGCCGGUUUGGUGAAGGAAUGGAAAGGACAUCGUGGUGAUGGCGAGGGCGGUGGCGUGUUGGGCUUUGUUCAGGGGAGCACGGGAGAGAGGGUGAUUACGGCGGGCGAUGAUGGUGUCGUGUUGGUUUUCGAAGCGUAA